Messenger RNA from Pecten maximus, 8313 nucleotides. RefSeq lists its product as uncharacterized. The record is from RefSeq and is a predicted model, not a curated record. Gene Ontology annotation, biological process: protein phosphorylation. The transcript is spliced from 23 exons. Lineage: Eukaryota; Metazoa; Mollusca; Bivalvia; Pectinida; Pectinidae. Gene Ontology annotation, molecular function: protein binding; protein kinase activity; ATP binding. The coding region runs from base 146 to 7405 and encodes 2419 amino acids.
UUAUACUGAAAAUGCUCAUGGCCGCCGAGUCCUUGGAUCCAUGUAAACAUUGUGUAUGAAGGAUCAUUAUAAAGGCAGUUUGACAGAUUGACAAAGUCCCUUGGUAUAAGCCAAUGGAGACCGCUAGACCACUCCCAUCUGUAUCAUGCCAGAAUCUGCCGAGGAAGAACGUGGGGGAAGUAGACUGGGCUCAGGAAGUAGAGCCACGCCCAAUUCUGCUUCCCAGGCUAAUAUUGGUGCUCAGCUAGAGGCAAACAGGAAGAGGAUUGGAUCCGCUAAAUACUACGACAUUGCAUCUACACUCAUGGGUAAAGGUCACACAGGUGACCUUGAGGAGCUCUUCCUUGCAGCAGCUAGAGAUGGUGACUAUGACAGGAUCGAGGAUUUUUUGUUACGGAGUGGGAAGGAUCAUUUAGUCAGUAUUGAUGUCAAAGACAAACGGACUGGAAAUACGUCCCUGAUCUGGGCAGCUAAGCGUGGACAUACUAAGAUUGUUCAGUUGUUAUUAAAACAUGGUGCAGAUAUAACUUUAAGGAACUACGAUGGCCAAACAGCUGUCGAGGUAGCAUCCACCUCUAUCAGGACUCUUCUUCUUGAUUCCAUUGACCGAUCAACAGAAUCGUCACACAGACUGCUGCUCCAGGCAUGUUGGCAGGGAAAUGCACGGGUCCUCAACAAACUUCUGAAUGAGGGUAAGGUGAAGGACAUAAAUUGUAAGAAUGCAGAAGGCCUGACUCCACUCCUGCUGGUAGCCCGGGACAUCCAGCUAUUUGAACGCCAGGCUAUACAGCAGAACCGCCCCUACAACCCUGCAGAAGUUGUCACAACCCUCCUCGCUCACCGGGCGGACAUCCAUGCUGUAGAUGAGGAUGGGAAGACAUGUCUGCAUUACGCCUCCCAGUCCAAGGCCUCCCUGGCCCAGACAGUGGUCCAAGCCCUCAUCACAGGGGGCCCUGAUAUAGACCUUAAGGACAAGCGCCUGUUUGCCCCAAUUCACUGUGCUUCCCAGAGUGGAAACACAGAGUGUGUGGAAGUCCUUAUCAAUGGUGGGUCGUGUGUGAACUGUCGAGGAUUUGCUGGGACCACACCUCUCCACAUCACAGCUUACAAUGACAACGAACGAACUGCUUGCUCUCUACUGAAGCUCGGAGCUGACGUGACUUUGACAGAUGACCGUGGACUCACUCCAGUGGACUUAGCUCGUGGGAAGAAGAUGAAGACAACAUUAAAGGAGGCAUGGGCGGAAGCCACUCAAGGUCAUGCUCCUACAAAUCUGGCCCCUGUCAAGGCUCCCUCUCGCCAGGAAACAAGGACAUCACUGGAAGAGCUGAACAAGAAGGGAAGGAAGGGAGGAGAGGUCAUCUUUGAUAAUAUGCCAUCCAAUCCAUUUGCCAACAUGAAGAAUACACCUAGCAAGGGUCGUUUGGUGUCUCGUCACCUGAGUCUGAAGGACAAAGAAAAGGCCAGGCGGGCAGAGGAGGCAAUGAACAAUAGUGUUACCCCUGGACCUUAUGUUAAAGAGGGUGUGCGGAGACUGGGCCUGACAAGGAAUCAGCAGCCGACACCUUUACCUAAGGGUAAAGGUUAUCAGAGACUUCCUGCCAUUAGUCCAGAUAGAAUGAGUAUUGAUCGUAACCAGGACUGUCCUUCACCUUUCACCCGUAACAGUCGCUUCCGCAGAUCUCUAGACGAAACGAGGCUUUCUUAUUCCAGAAAUUCUCCAAAUAUGGCCUCCUUUCCCAAUCCUGGACCAUCCAAGAGGAGGGUGUCACCCCUGUCUAGUAAAGAUGGCUGCCUCACCCCUCUCAGCUGUGAUUAUGACAGUGGGCCAGGUAGUAGCAGGUUAACCCAGUGUUCCCCCACUCUGGGCCAGAGACCAAGACACCAGCGUUCUGGUUCAGAUACCCUACCCACAACAAACUUAGCUGAGAUAGCUGCUUCAUGUGACCCAUUUCACAAAACAGGUCGAUCUGUAUCUAUGUGUCAGCCGCUAAGUCAGUCAGAUGACUUCGGUGAUGCUUGUUUAAACUCCCCGAGACUAACACCAUUGAGAACUCCCUUGGAAAGGGGCACAACUGGCCACACAAAGCCGUGUGAGGGACGUGUGUGUAGCUCUAACAACCUUGUGUUGGAUUUAGAUCGAAUGGGCCUGUUGAACAAGUGCCAAACACCUGUACAGAAUGCUCCGCUAUUCCCUACCUCCUCUAAAGUGCUGCCCCCUACCCCCACAAUGAUGGGGGAGAAAGCCCACAGCUGUCUGGAGUCGUGUAUGGCCAAUGCUGAUUGGAAUUCCAAGGAUCCAUCCCCCAGAUCAGAUGAUGAGAAUAAUCACAAAAAAAUAAAGCAGGCAUUCCAGAAUCCCUCCAGACAGCUUCUACGUAGUCCCUCCAUCUUCAAACAGGAGUUUAUUUUGGAGGAAAGUCGUCCUAAAGACAUUUUAAUUCACUCAUCGGGAAGUGACUUAUCAUCAACUGGAAGCAAGGAUCGGUCGUCUGUGUCCAGUGAUGACAUGGUGAUGUCAGAAGUCAUACGACCAACUGCAGCGAAACCACGGCAACGAGUCAACAACAAAAAAGGAAUCUCAUCUAACAAAGAGACAAUGGAGGUGCCAUCGUCAUACUCAGUUGUCAGUGUUAAUACACAAAACAAACUAGUGUCAAAUCUACGAACAGUUGAACCUAAAAGUAGUCCUGGUUCAAAAAGUAGUCCCGGUUCCAAAAAAAGUCCAAGUUCAAAAAAUAGUGCCAAGCAGGAUCAGCCAUCCACAAAGCCUGUGAAAGACAGGGUUGUGGUCCAUACACAGAAAAUAGGGACUUGUACAUCACUUCCCAGUAAAACGUCAAGUAGUGAACUCACAGAGGAAGUGAUGAUGCAAAACCUUCUAAAUGCCAAAGCUUCGGAGAAGUCUUUGAAGGAUGCCAAAAGUGCCAAAUCAGACGGUCGAUGUAGAUCUGGUGAGCGUAGGUCACGUGGAUAUAGUCCACAGUCAUUGAGGGAGGAGCCAGUGGUAAGCUCCUCUCCUAAUGCUACUGGACUGCAUGUAGUGUCCACAAAACUGUUAUCAAAUGUCAAGGAAGAGGUAAAAAAGCAGAGAAUGGAGAAAGGAGAUGUGAGCAUAGCAUCACGGGCAUCUAGUAAUUUUGUUGGCAAGGAAAAUAUAAAUGACUCCGUUGGAAAUAGACAGCUAGCAGCUGGAAACCCAAGGAAAGCAUCUCAUUCACCAGCUCGAAAGUCUGAAACUCUGCCAACAGGAAGUGUUAACAAGGGGAAUAACCCUACUCCUUCUUAUCUAAAUCCAACACAGUCAUCAGCUACACGUCGGCAAACCUCUGAUGUUAAAGUGACAAAAUCUCAUUCAAGCUUGUCGGGGAAUACUGGUGUUGUCAGUGAUAGUGUAAAGAAAAGUGCUGGAUCUAUCUCCUCUAACAGAGGAACAAGUGCUGUGUCUGAAAAUGUACGGAAAAGUGCUACAACUCUACCCUCUAGCAGGGGGACACAAGUCAGAUCAGGGGCCUCAGUUAGAGAGCCGAGGUCUGAUGCUUCUGUAAGAGCCUCUGUACCACAGCCUAUGUCAUCAUCAUCUUCAAAGCCUACCUCCUCCUCUCAGAAUAAUUCUCAACCUAGCAACUCAGCCUCAAGGUCAAGACAAACAUCGGGAGUGAGGAAGUCCCAAAGUGACACGAAUGUUCCACAGGAACCUAGAUCAACAGCAAGUAAUAAUGUCAACAAGUCGAGCAAAGAUAAUACUUCAAAAACACUGAAAUCAUCAUCAUUAAGUACGCUACAAGAAGUGAAAAAUGGGGACAGAAAUACUAAAGGUUCAUUAACAUCCAGAACAGAUCCCCAGGAAAGGUCAUCUAGUGGAGAGAAUGGGCUAUCUGACAAAAAGACAUUUCAGUACAAACCUGCCAGUGCUGGUAAAGGACCCUUAGUGGAGAUUGUGUCAGAAAAUUCACCUCGGGUAUCAAAACCCAAACAUGUGGUGUCUCCACUAACAGCCCCUGUACAGACACCUGUCAUUGUAAACCCAUUUGAGGACAUGAAGCCUUACAAGACAGAGUCUGAGGAGAAAGUGAACAAUGGGAAGGUGAAUGGGAGGGGUGUGUCAGCUACAAGUUAUGGGUAUACUGUUGGAAAACCUGCUUAUGAUCGGUCUAAAACUCAAACCUCAAUGAAAAGUAGAGGGAAAAGUGCUAAAAGACCAACUUCAAAGGACAAACCUGCAUCUGCUGGACUAAACAGACAAGGAAGGCGACGUGGGGAUAAAAGUAAGGAAGGGAAGAACUCUGAUGAAGGGACAAGUGGUAGGCCUAAAAGUGGAAAAACAAAACGGACAAAAUCGGGGAAGAGGAAGAAACGGAAUGAGGCUGACCUGGUACUCAGUAAGCAAGCAGCACAGUCGGAUGUGGCACUGAUCUCUGGGAUCGGGUGGCAUGUGGCAACUCAUUGUGUGGACACUUCGGAUGUGAUAGCAGUCAAACGAACAGACACAGAUUCCUCAGAUUCUUCAGACAGUGACAGUCUUGACAAUGACACUCCUAGGGAAGGAAUGACGUACAAGCUCCGGAUACCAAAUCAUCCUAUUGAUCCAACGUCCAACUCUUCCACGCCCAGGUUCCUAGAGGUCAAACCAGAGGUCAAGGGUGCUGAAGCUCAACUUCCUGUCAUGUUACAAGAUGGCUACCGACCAAUGAAUUUAGACAUGACACAGGCAUCCUUCACUCCUGGGUUCAGCCUGUAUAAUGCUCUGGGGUCAGAUCUUCCUCCGUCAUCUGUGCAAUUAGAUAUGAAUGCUUACUUCAAUAAAAUGGACGGGAGUAUAAUGGAACCUCCAGAUGCUUUACCCUCAGAGCAUGAUGAAGUUAUGGCAGAAAUCCAUCGUAAUAUUCUGAUGGGUAAACUCACACCUAUCCCUGAGUCACCCUCACUAAAGUCUGGUGGUCAUGUUCUCCACAAGACAAUUGAAGCUAUAGAGAAAUUUGAUCACAAUAUUCAAGCUGAAGUGUUAAGUAAUUUACUUGGAGUUGUAAAACAGGACGGUUCUGAGCCCAGUCCCAGAGUUGAUCUCCCUUUCAAAGGUGCCAAAAGUAAAAACAAUGUGGAUAUGUUUAAACAUCCACCUGAAAGUGUUUCCUUAUCAAAUUCUGCACAAAGUGGGAGGCACAGUAAUGGUAAAAAGAGUGCUCCUUCUUCCUCAAAGGAAAGGGCUGAAGUCAUGUCUGGGGCUUCAGUUCGCAGUCGUAAGCAAAGCUCUGAGACCAGAGGGACAAGAUCAUCCUCUAAAGAACGGGUGGUUGUCACAUCAGGAAAUUCUGUACGUAGCAGAAAUGUGCUGGAGGAGAGGAAUGCUGGGUUAGAGGAGAGGUCAGUGGUAAUGUCUGGAGCCACAGUCCGUAGUAGUAUAAAUGACUUAGAGGAUAGGAUUGUGAAGGGACUCUUCUGUUAUGGGAGGUUUGAGAAGUUCACAGAUUCUUCAAGUAGGAAAACCUCAAAGAAAUAUGAAAAACCAGAAAACAGGCAGACUUCUGGUCAAAGGACUGUUACAAAAACACAAGACAAAAAACCACAAGAACCUAACUCUCCUGAAAAAGUCCAUAUAGAGGUAGUGGAUAGUGUCCGUAGAACCCCUCGUGUUCCAAGACUAGAAAACCUUGAUAACUUUGAAUACUCAGAUAAUGAUGAUUUUGACUUCACCAUAGGUCACAGUAAAAGAGAAAGCAGGACCACUCGAAGAGAGAGGAGAUUUUCUGAAACAAAGAGUGAAGAAAGAAAUGAUAAUGAACAUGAGAAUAUUGAAGAAGUAAUUGAGGAAAUUUUGAGUAAUACGGUUCCGUCAGCUUGUUCCACAUUGAAGUCACAUGGAUCCCUGAAAUCAGGUUCGAAGUCUUUGGCCAGUACAUUCUCUGAGGCAGAUACAGCAGUGUUAAGGAAACUGUCCUCAGCACCCCAAAAUUCUCCUUUCCAUGCCAAGAGUUCUCUGUCUGCAGUCAGGCAGUCGGAAUCAUAUGAGGACCUUUCGGUCCCUCAUCCAACAAAUCCAAAUCUCUUGAAUGUAUUUCAUGCAGAAAACUUUAACCUGGGGAAAAAGGUCAAGGCAAUGAUUGAUGCAGGAGCAAGUAGGUCAAAGGUCAAGGCCAUGGCUGAUGUUGAUAAUGAGGCCAAACAAAUAGCAAAAAUCAUGAACAGUUUUAAACAAAUGGAGUUGUAUGCGGGCAGUUCUCGGUCGCCAGCAACACAUGAGCAUAUCCCUAAACCAGAGACAAGUUCUAUGGAGCCAGUUCCAGGGAGAAAGCCUCCUCUGGGGAUGACCAGACCAAACUCUGCUGGGGCUGGAAAGGUCAGGUCCGCUGGAAGGUUCACAGAGAUCAAGAAUGAGAAAAAUGUAUCGGCUUCCAAAGACAAAUCAUUGAGGCGGAGCACAGACUACAGGGUACAGGAGAGUGGUGUCUUACCUGGAGACACAGGUGAUCAGGACCUAAACGAUGCUACAGCUGAUGGUGAUACUAUCGUGAGCUUUAUAGGGACCAUCAGUAGACCAGACAGUGCCUGUACCAUGAUCAGUACCCAGUCAAGUGUUGAGGAUACCAUCCAAUGGAAGAAGGGCAACGUCCUAGGCAAGGGAGCUUUUGGCACAGUAUGGUGUGGACUGACUAGUGAGGGCCAGCUGAUAGCAGUCAAACAGAUCGAGCUAAACACUGGGAACCAGGACAAGGCCAAGAGGGAGUACGAGAAGGUCCAGGAGGAAGUGGAACUGCUGAAAACCUUAAACCACAAAAACAUUGUAGGGUACCUAGGUACAAGUCUAGAGGAGAACAUUGUCAGCAUCUUUAUGCAGUUUGUCCCUGGUGGAUCCAUUGCAAGCAUUUUGGCAAGGUUUGGAGCUCUAGAUGAGGCUGUGUUCCGUCGCUACACCAAACAGGUGCUAGAGGGCGUGGAGUACCUUCACGCUAAUGAUGUCAUUCACAGGGACAUCAAGGGAGGUAAUGUGAUGCUGAUGCCUAAUGGGAUUAUCAAGCUCAUAGACUUCGGAUGUGCCAAACGUCUGUGUAUCAACCUAAGUAUGGGCCAGUCGCAGAUCCUCAAGUCCAUGAAAGGCACACCUUUCUGGAUGGCUCCGGAGGUCGUCAACGAGACAGGGCACGGCAAGAAGUCAGACAUUUGGAGUGUUGGGUGUACAAUAUUUGAGAUGGCUACAAGGAAACCACCAUGGGCCGACAUGAAUCCUAUGGCAGCCAUCUUUGCAAUUGGCUCCGACAAGCCAGUUCCCCAGCUACCGAACAAAUUUUCAACAGAUGCCAUUUCGUUUGUGAAUGCUUGUCUGACAAGGGAUCAAACCAAGAGGUUGUCUGCCACUCAGCUGCUACAACAUGUGUUCAUCAACAAGAAAAGGGGAUCUAAGAAAUGAAUUGCUCCACUGGUAGAUAACUCUACAUGGACAUUCUGAUAUAUUUCAAGAUAGUUUUGUUGUAAUUAUAAGACAAAACCUUAUCUGUGUACCAGUAUAAGAUUGAUAUUUUAGCAAUAUUUAUAUAGAUGAAGAUAUCCAUGUCUUUUUACUAAUGAUAAAAACGAAAUAGUUUCAGUAUAAAUAUGGCAUUUUUACCUAGUAUCAUCAUAGUAAUUUAAUAAGAUCUUAUGAUAUACAUAAUAAUAAGAAAACUGUUGCAAUCACUAGGUACAUUUUGUAUAUUUAUUUACUAGCUGCUUCCAUUUGACUCCGCAAGGGAGAAUUUCUCUUCAGCAAAUUCAGUACAGCAUACAUAAUGCCAUAUAAAUCUAGUUGAAAGCCAGAGGUUGUAAGUUCGAUCUAUGGCAAAGGUAUUGAAAGAUAACAUGACUAUUGUUCUUUCCAUUUGCUUGUCAGAACUCUCUCUGUAUAUGUUUUUAUCAUCUGGUUUUAUUAUGGAAAUGUUAAGAUCAUAUCUGUUGAAAUGUGAAGAUAUCUGCAGAAAUGGUAGGAUAUCUGUAUCCAUUGCCUUGUAGGGAAUAUGUGAACACAUUGACAUCUGUAUAUGUGUGUAGAAACAACAGCUAAAGACACAUCAAAAUAUUAUAAUAGCAUAUGUAUAGUCAAUGCUGUUGUAUAAUUAGCCAUGACUGUGAUGAACAAUCUGCUGAGAAUUUAAAACACAUAAAGUGCCAUUGGUAGAAUGAAAAUAAGUGUUUUUAAUGAAUAAAAACUUGAAUGGUUGGUUUCAUGAAUGAAACAUUUUCAUGAAGAUUUUACAUUUCCAUGGAAUGAAAUUUACAAUGAUUGCCAAAGAUUGUGACUGAAUUGUUAAGAGGCUGUUCACUUAAGCAUUGAACGGCUUU